Molecule: messenger RNA, 477 nt
Organism: Ostertagia ostertagi
Lineage: Eukaryota; Metazoa; Nematoda; Chromadorea; Rhabditida; Trichostrongylidae
Source: the annotation of a GenBank genome assembly
AUGGGAUGUUUUCUUAGCACAGACUUCCUUCACUACUGGGGGAUAAGUAAUGUGGUAAUGGGUUGUAUCAUAAUAGUUCUUACAAUUAUCCUCAUUAUAAAGCUCAAGCUUAUCCAGUCUGAAUCGAAAACGGCAAAUAUUUAUUCCGACAAUGGAGCGAGCAAAAUCAGACAGGCCAACCGUAUAGCUGGUGGAGCUCUUCUAAUUUCUCUGACGUUCGUCACAUUUCCAAGCAUUGGCGUCAGUUCAAUUGGCUUAUUGGGCUACUCUAUUUUUGGGACAGUAGGUCCCUUCUACAUAGUUGGACUACUCUGCUCUGGUACUUGUCACAGUGUUAUGUAUUUGGUUCUUAAUAGAGACCUGCGAAAGAUGGCACAAAGAUGCCUCCUUGGAACGGAUUCCAAAACGAAAAUGAGAGAAUUGCAAGCUUUCAUUUGGAUCGACACGGCUGCGGCGGCAUCUUUCGUUGUCAUCGCG